UUUGCAUUUUCGAAAUAUGUAACUUCCGGUGACAAGAACGCGCAACCCGAGGUCGCAAUCGUGAGUGGCGUGAUCGUCUGCUCCGUGUGCGGCUGACACAGCGACAGCAAUACUACUGGUAGACAGAAGGUAUAUCACCACAUGGAUGAAACGAUUAUUUCAGCACCUGGCAAGGUGAUUCUCCACGGAGAGCACGCCGUAGUCUACGGAAAGACAGCUGUUGCAUCAAGCUUAAACCUAAGAUGUUUCGUUAGAGCACUACCGAGUGAAGAUGGAUGCAUCAAUUUGGACUUGCCAGAUGUUUUUCUCCAACGACAGUGGACAGUGAAAAGUGUCCAGGAUAAUCUUCUUCCCAGACUAGUUCAAAAUGGUUAUGAUGGUAUUGUUAGCCCAGAACCAGCAUCUGAGGAUGAGCUUGAGAUCCUGAAAGAGUUUGCAAAAAUACCCAAGGAUUCUACUGCCACAACAUCAGAGCUUGCUGUCAUUGCAUUUCUGUACCUUUAUUGCAAAGUUUUUUGCAGUUCUUCCAAAAGGACUCUUCCAGCAUUUCGUCUACGAAUGAUCUCAGAGUUGCCAGUUGGCGCUGGUCUUGGCUCUUCAGCAGCAUUUUCAGUCUGUCUUGCAGCAGUCCUUCUGCAGUGGUCUGGCCAAAUAUCAUGUAAGAGCCCCCAACACUUACCCAGAGAGGAUUAUAGGGGAGACACAGCAAUGAGUGGUUCACUGGGAUGGUCACGCGAUGAACAGCUGCUGAUCAACAAAUGGGCAUUUCUUGGAGAGAAGAUAAUACAUGGUCAGCCAUCAGGGAUAGACAACUCUAUUAGCACUCUUGGAGGGGCAAUAUCUUUCCAGAAUAAAAUCAUCGAAACUGUGCAAAAGAUGCCAAAGCUCAGAAUUCUUCUUACCAAUACAAAAGUGCCACGCAGCACCAAACUCUUAGUUGCAGGUGUUCGAAAACGUCAUGAAAAGCACACGCUAGUGAUGGAGCAUAUGUUGGAGGCAAUUGAAGGCAUAGCUCAGCAGAGUCUUAGAGUGUUCGCAGCUCUUUCCGACAAGCCAUAUGACACUGAAGCUUACGCAGAGCUGGAGGAGCUGAUUGACAUAAAUCAGAGCCUUCUGAAUGGCACAGGUGUUGGUCAUACCUCGUUGGACAAGAUAGUAGCUUUGACAGCCAGAUAUAACCUUCACACCAAGCUGACUGGAGCUGGAGGUGGAGGAUGUACCUAUACUUUGAUCAAACCAGGUGCUGAUGAAGACGACAUAAAGAAUGUGAAAAAGGAGUUGGAGCUGGAAGGCUUUCAGUGCUGGGAAACUUGUGUGGGCAGUGCUGGUGUUGCUUAUCAUCCUACUGGCCACAGUGACCCUACUGUCCCUCAGCAGCUUUUCGAAUCAUGAUGACUGCACUGCCAAAAAUUCUACAUCAUCAUGACAAACUGCCAAACUCCUGCAUCAUUGACAAGACUGCCAAACUCUUGAAUCAUUGACAAGACUGCCAAACUCCUGCAUCAUUGCAAUUGUACUGCUAAACUUUGCAUCCUGUUUUCAUUACUACUACUUGGAAGUACCUUCAUGUUUACCUUCUUCACAAACUUGUAAAAGAACAGAUUAAUAACAGGAUUUAUAGACUGCAUUUCCCUACUGUGCAAGUGAGCUCUAUGGGCUUAAUGCAUACACACAUAUAAACAUAUAUAUACAAAAAUAUUAGAAAUACAUGUUGCCCAGCAUCCCAUUCUUAAUAAAACUUUUAACACAGAGUUCAUA
Messenger RNA from Pomacea canaliculata, 1758 nucleotides. Its product is annotated as mevalonate kinase-like. The coding region runs from base 142 to 1392 and encodes 416 amino acids. Gene Ontology annotation, cellular component: cytoplasm. Gene Ontology annotation, biological process: cholesterol biosynthetic process; isoprenoid biosynthetic process. Gene Ontology annotation, molecular function: mevalonate kinase activity; ATP binding. The record is from RefSeq and is a predicted model, not a curated record. The transcript has 9 exons. Lineage: Eukaryota; Metazoa; Mollusca; Gastropoda; Architaenioglossa; Ampullariidae.